UAGUGAGUGAGAGUGUGUUAGAGGGAACAGCGACGAGCAGAACGUGGUGAGUGGGAGUCCAGACACACCACAACAACAGGAGGGGACAGAUUUUCACCUUUGCCUUCUAUCCUGCGAUCUCCCUGCUUCUUCUUCCACCUUCACCUUCACCGGCUUGUCACUGACUGAGCUGCGUCUCUGGCUCAAAGAUGGCUGGUAGCACUGCAGCCACCACCGCCCUCCUGCCUCCGGUGAAGAACGUGGUGGUGUACAGGAAUGGUGACCCCUUCUACAGUGGACGGAGGUUCGUGGUCAACCAGCGACAAGUGGGCACCAUGGAGGCUUUUCUGAACGAGGUGACCCAGAACAUCGGUGCCCAGCUCGCCAUCAGGACCCUGUACACCCCGAGGCAGGGCCACAGGGUCGCAGACCUCCAGGACCUUCGGACGGGAGCCCAGUACGUCGCUGCUGGCUUUGAGAGGUUCAAGAAACUGGACUACCUGAGCGUAGGAGCAAAAAAGCAGCCUGCCACCCGUGAAGAACCCCAGGCUAAAGCAGCACAGAGGCCAAAUGUUUCAGCUAAAUGGAGGAAGUUUAUACCUGUGCCCUGCAUUAUACAUGUUUUCCGUAAUGGCGAUAUCCUAUGUCCGCCAUUUCGGUUCAUCAUUCCUCGGAGCAUGCAGCAGGAUCUGGAGCAGGUCCUGAGUCUGGUCACAGAGAAGGUCUGUCUGCGAACAGGAGCCGUGCGCAGGUUGUGUUCUUUGGAGGGAGUGACUGUGACCUCAGCUGGGGAGCUGGAGACCGGCCACUGCUACGUUGCCGUGGGAACCGAGAGGUUUAAGAAACUUCCAUAUGUGGAGCUGCUGGUUUCAAACGCUGCAGACAGAUAUUACCCAGGAAAGAGAAGACUGAUGAGAAGAGCUGAGAACAGGAAAACAGGAAGUGGUCCAGCAGACCAGUACAGCGACUCUGCUCUCCUCGACUCCCCAGAAUCAGAUGGUCGGAGGGUGAAGUCAACAGGAGACGAAGCUGGGCCUCCACAAGCCUCACAGCAGAGGAGCAGGAGACAGGGAGCAGAUGAGAUGUCUGCAUUCUUUGCCAGGCCGGUGAAGAUCCGUAAGAACAGAGUCCAGCCCAGCAUCUUUAAAAGAGCGGCACGGAAGAGGAGAGAGGAGGUGCGAGGAGCUGAGGAGGUGCAGGAGGAUGAGAAUACAGCUACAGAGAUUCCUGUUGACCAGAGAGUGGCAGAAAUAGUGGAGGAUGAAGAAGGGAACCACACAGACGAUCCUCUGCACAGCACACAGGAGAAGCCAGAGUCAUCUCAACAAAAUGGCGUAGAAGCGACAGAAAACUGGAUGGAGAAGUCUGCUGAAAUACAGGAACCUGAGCUGGAGCACACACCUCCAAGACCUUCAUCAUCCACUUCUCAGGAUUCUCAGGGAAAGAACAGGGAGGAAAAGGUUGACCCACAGGAUGUCCCAUCAAACACAGCAGAACAGAACCUCCAGGAGGACAACUAGUGAAUGAGGAGCACGGAGGAUUCAAGGUCGCGUCAGCAUAACGAGCCCUGAACCACAGCAGAUAACCAGGAAGUUACUGCUUCAACAGAACCUAUGCAGCUGAAUGAAUGUUAUAGUUAGUAGUACUUAAACUGUGGUGAUGAGCCAAGUAACAUCAAUUUAUGUUGUUUUGUUUCAGAAAACUUAAAGAGACAAGAAUGUGACUUUGCUCAGACGUAAUUAGAACAAACACAACAGGAAGUGGAGACAAUAUCAUGUUGUAUGAUACAUUUGCAAAGACUAAUGAUCAAAGAGUGAAAUCAUAAGACUAUAUUUAACGAUGGAUAUCACAUUUCCAUUUCCUCCCACUAUCCACAAAUGAAGCCAAAAUAUCCCGGAUAUGAACGCUGCCAUCUUGUGCAUUCGAAGCCAGAGUGUGUGCAGUUGUGAUUGGAGGAUAGAGAUGGCAAAGGUCCAACUCAACCAGCUGUCAGUCACGUUGUUUUGAAAUCAUCAAAUAACUAUUUAAAACCAAACUUACCAAAAAACAACGAGCACUCGAACAAACCUAUAAUGAUAGAAACCAUCUUUGAGAAAAAGAGUAUUUAGAUUUUUGUUUUAGAACUACAGCCAUGCUAGCACCUCUUUCAAGCUGUACCCAGGCACAGUGGUGUUAAAUGCUAACAUCACCAUGUUAGCAUGCUCCUUGUGACAGUGCUUUCACUGGCCUAGUUUAGUGUGUUAGCAUGCUAACACUUCCUGACUGGCAGUAAACAGCUGAGAAAGAUGUAACAUAAACCAAAGUGUUGAAACUGAAAUUUUGACCUUGUGAUGGUUUUGGAUAAAAGUUGACAAAGCAAUUCAUCCAACACUUGUUGAGACAUUUCAAUGCAAAUUAAACUGUCAUCCCCAGAGCCACACUACUAGCAUGGCUAAUAAAAAACUUAACACCAUAAGCUUCACGUGGGUUGUAUUUGUUACAGGGAUUUGCAUUUGAUUGCAUUACAUUGUAAAGUGUAAGUGAUAUUGUGACCACACUGUUUUACAGGGACAAUUCUGACGUAGAUGUGAGUAGAUGGCAUUAAUUUACAAUGUGUACAUAAGAGACAAUAUUUGUGACGUUUGAAGUCUUAACUGUGUCUGAUAUGUGAAGAAUAAACAUGACAAAUUAUGUUUUGCUAACAUUUGUUUUUAUAAUUUCAACUACAUGACAAGCUGAAUAGAUGCAAUAAAGUCAUCUGUACAGUGCUGUGUCAAUUUAAAAAUACUGUGAAAAUAAAAACAUUAAGAUA
Molecule: messenger RNA, 2770 nt
Organism: Hippoglossus stenolepis (Pacific halibut)
Lineage: Eukaryota; Metazoa; Chordata; Actinopteri; Pleuronectiformes; Pleuronectidae
Gene: dcdc2b
Product: doublecortin domain containing 2B
Exons: 14
Coding region: 189-1499 (436 amino acids)
Biological process (GO): intracellular signal transduction
Cellular component (GO): microtubule; microtubule organizing center
Source: RefSeq, a predicted model, not a curated record